ACAGAUACAGAAGCGAACAAAUUUUACGAAAAUUUCUACACACGACUCGAUGACGAUGGCCGACGAUGCUGAGCUGCAUAUCCGCUGUCCGCACAUAACGCUGAAGAUGCAAUCGGCUGAUCGUGGCGUUGUCCUCUUUCGCAUUCGCCGCGUGAUGCCGCUGGGCAAGCUGAAGGAUGCGUAUUGCUCGCAGAUGGGCCUGGCCAAGGAUUUGGCCAUGCUGUCCAUCGACGGCGAGCAAAUCAGUGACAGUGAGACGGCCAAUUCGUUGGAGCUGGAGGAUGAAGACAUUAUGGAUGUGCAGCUGAAGCGUCAAUCCGAAGCGGGCGAUGCUCCGGCGUGCGCAUUGGAUCUAUCGAUUUGAUGAUAGCAUAUAUAAUUUAUAAAUUUAUAAAAGGCAGCAGCACUAGCAACAAAU
Messenger RNA from Drosophila navojoa, 418 nucleotides. Its product is annotated as small ubiquitin-related modifier 2-A. Gene Ontology annotation, molecular function: protein binding. The record is from RefSeq and is a predicted model, not a curated record. Lineage: Eukaryota; Metazoa; Arthropoda; Insecta; Diptera; Drosophilidae.